AUGUCCAACUCUUCAUCUUCGUCUGAUCCUUCCAUUGUUGCUUCUGUCUCAUUGAGUGGAACGGGUCAAACCAUUGAAUUGAUCAAUGGAAAUUUAGUGGAGGCUGAAAAUAUUGAUGUUAUUGUUUUUUCUGAAGUGUCUAGUAGUGUUGAAUUGUCGGGAACUGAAGUUUUAGCUUUGGGAGGAGAAGAAAUUGAAAAACAAGUCAAGUCGUUUAUUUCAUCGAAUGGUCCUUUGGAUUCUGCUGAUAAAAUUGCUCUUGUUGAUGGUGGAAAUUUGAAGGUUAAACAUGUAAUAUUUGCUGCUGGACCAAUGUGGAAAGGUGGAAAAAAGAAUGAACGUCAAAUCAUGGAAGAAAUUGUAAAUACAUGUCUUGAGGAAUCUAAUAAGAAACAAUUUAAUAGUAUUGGUUUUGAUGCUAUGUGUACAGACCUUUUCGGAUUCCCAACUGAAAGAAGUGCAGAAGCUAUUGUUAAUGCAGUUUUCAACUGGUGUCACUUUAGAUCCUUCUCCUAUUGUAAUACUAUCAAAAUUUUCAUUCAUGAGGCUGAAAAGAUGAAAGUUUUUGCUCAAUGUUUAGAUUUGGCCUAUCAAGCAUAUUCCAAUGUUGGAAAAUCUGCUCCUCCUGAAACAACAAGUGAUGAUUCCUCAAUUAAAAAGAGAAAGAAUGAAGAUGAGGCAGUAACAUUGCCUAAUCAAAUAGAAACAAAUGAAAAUAGUGGAGAUGAAGAUGAUUCUGAUGAGGAUGCAAAUGAUUCAUUCUCUCGUGAUUCUAAACGAGUGAAGGGUGUCAAAAAGUUCUCUAGAAAUGCUGCAUGGAAGAGAGGACGUCACGAAAAUACCAUCCUGGCAAAGUCACAGAAAUCUCACAUUCACGACAAGUCCACAAACAUGUCUUUGGUUGGUGACACAAUGUCAAUCUCAACAAGUAUUGCCAUGGACGAUUUCACUAACAUGAACGACGAUGCAAAUGCUGAAGAUGAUGCCACCAAUUUCGAUAUGACUUUCCUCUAA
Molecule: messenger RNA, 1014 nt
Organism: Naegleria gruberi
Lineage: Eukaryota; Heterolobosea; Eutetramitea; Acrasida; Naegleriidae
Exons: 3
Coding region: 1-1014 (337 amino acids)
Biological process (GO): negative regulation of gene expression
Cellular component (GO): nucleus; cytoplasm
Molecular function (GO): transcription corepressor activity
Source: RefSeq, a predicted model, not a curated record